Molecule: messenger RNA, 1922 nt
Organism: Pararge aegeria (speckled wood butterfly)
Lineage: Eukaryota; Metazoa; Arthropoda; Insecta; Lepidoptera; Nymphalidae
Product: protein ALP1-like
Exons: 2
Coding region: 24-1181 (385 amino acids)
Source: RefSeq, a predicted model, not a curated record
GUUUGCCGGCUCAUACAGUCGUGAUGAGACUUCUCGUAUUUAUUAUACUAUAUUACUUAUGGAAAAAAAGGCAACGACGACGACGUAUACAAGUACAUCCUUACAAUGCCACUAGAUUGCUGAGAGGCGCGUUCUCUACAUCGUUUGCGGAUUUAAGAGAACAUAGUGACAAGUUCUUUAAACAUUUUCGUCUGUCUAUAACAACAUUUAAUGAAUUACUCUGCAAGAUAGAACAUAAUUUAAAAAGAUCAAGUUUACGUCGAGCACCUAUAGAACCAGUUGAAAAGUUGGCGAUUACCUUAAGAUUCUUAGCUACUGGGAACACUUACUCCGAUCUACAUGUCACAUACAGAAUGGGCGUUACUACUAUAAGCAAAAUCGUCAAGGAAGUUUGCUGUGAGAUAUGGGAAAAACUACGCGAAGAAUGCAUUCCUCAACCGACAACGCAAAUGUGGCAACGUAUUAGUGCAGAGUUUGAGAUGUAUGCAAACUUUCCUAACUGUUGUGGGGCAAUAGAUGGUAAACAUAUACGCAUAGUUAAUCCCGCAGGUGGAGGGUCAAUGUUUUACAAUUACAAACAUUUUUAUUCUAUUGUCCUUCUGGCAAUGUGCGAUGCCAACUAUUGCUUUACUUAUGUCAACAUUGGUUCUUGUGGGAAAAACUCUGAUUCCACCAUAUUCCAAAACAGUGUACUAUUUCAACAGUUAGAAAGAAAUAAUUUAAGGUUACCGGCUCCAAAGUACCUGCAAGGAUCUAAUAUUGUGGCACCUCAUAUAAUAAUUGGUGAUGGUGCAUUUGGCAUAUCGAACUAUGUGAUGAAACCUUAUCUUCGAAAUGAUAUGAGCCACAAACAGAAGAUAUUCAAUUACCGUCUAAGCCGUGCCAGAAGGUACAUAGAAUGUACAUUUGGAAUAUUAUCAAACAAGUUUAGAGUGUUUCACACUCCAAUGAACGUGAGCUUCUCCAACGCAAAAACUAUAGUUAAAGCUUGUUGCGUAUUACACAAUUUUAUCAGAGUGCGAGACGGCUACAAUGGAAAUGACUUAUUAAGCAUUAGUGGUUUGAUUGACAUGAAUCUUCAGCCAGUUUCUAGAACAGGAAACACACUACGCGAAGUGUUUGCCGAUUACUUUAUAUCGCCUGCUGGCAGUGUUUCGUGGCAAGACAGACAAAUAUUCUAGAGGUACCUACCUAGUACCUAUUUGAAAGAACUUAUUAGUGGAAUUGAAUUCAUUGUCGUCCUUUCAAGUAUAGACUAUAGUGAUGAUUCAUAGUCAUUUAUGACUAAUCUAAUGUGUUUUUUCUGCAAGUAAACCGUUGAAGAGUGUUCAAAUCAUCAAAAAUCCACAAUCUUAUUUUUAAAUCCAUAAAGAUAGUGCUCCAACAAGUAAAAUUGAUCAAUUUACCUUAUCUUACCCUACAUAUCGAUUGAAAUCUUACCCUACAUAUGUUUAACGACGACUUUUAUACCAACAUAAUAUAAAUUUUAUAUUAUAAAUGUAAUUGAUAAAAAUACAAAUUUUAUAAACAUACCUUUGUCUUUCUUUAUGUAAUUUUCUCCAAAGAUUGCUUCUCCAACUUCUUCCCAAGCCUUAUUUUUUGCGUCUUUGUUUUUGUAUAAUUCGUUCGAUGGAUCCCACAGCAACGGUCGAAAGCGAACUUCUUCAAUCAAUCGACCCGUAUCGAUAUAAUUCGCAUUCAUUUUGGCGACGACGGUACGCAUGCGCGCGUCCGACCGGCGAGACUGUGCAACGCACACUGAACACAAUGACUCCUCGCCCGCACGCGGUUGAAAAGCGCGGCUGAAUUGCCGUCAACGCGGGCCAUCCGCGUGACUAUGUAAUGAUCCAUGAGACGCAAAGCUCGUGGCCCGCGACGCUUACCAACUGCGCUGGCGAAAGCGUCACUGUAAAACCACACUA